GAUUACAAGUUUUGUUAUUUAACUGUAUUCUUACAAUGUAAAGAAAAUAUGGGAGAAGAAAUAAAAUUAUUGCAGAGUUGACAAGUUGUCUUCUCUAUCGAAAGAAGGAUUGGACUGCGUCCUCUGCACUCUACUACGCUCCUUCCUCCGUCGCCUUGCUCGCGCCUGGCGAUGCCUUUAAUUAAUGCCAUGAAUUUGAAAGCAGAAGUCUUCUGCGUGAAGCAUACCAUAAAAAAUUCCUAAAAAAUAAAACUGAAAAAUUGAAGCUUCCUAGUUCCUACACUGCUCAGUAGUUCUCUGUUCCGUUUCUUCCCAGCCCUUUCUUCUCAUCUUCAGAGAAGAAUCUACCUAACACGCUAACACCCCUUGGAGCCCAGAUCUUAUUAAUCAACUUAGCGUUUCCCAAGCAAACAAAGGACUGAUCAAGAAUUGGAGGAAGCGUAUUAUCAUUUUGGCCAAAACCCACCCCAGAUCCACAUGAUAUGUGUGUACAGUGUAACCAUCAUGGGGAUUUCAUGCUCUGCAAUUUCUUCAUUUCUAUGGAUUUCAGUUUCUCUGAUGUGCUUUUCAUGGGCAACUUCAGAUCCAGUCCAAGACAGCUUCCUCCAAUGCCUUUCCAACCAUUCUCAAUCCUCCAUAGUACCAGUCUCGGCAGUUACCUACGCCCCCAGCAAUUCUUCAUACACAUCUGUCUUGCAGGCCUAUAUCCGAAACCUCAGAUUCAUGUCAUCAGCAACCCCCAAGCCGCUGUUCGUCGUAACCCCUUCUCAUCCCUCUCACAUCCAAUCUUCUGUUGUGUGCUGCAGGACUCACGGCUUGCAGAUUAGAAUUCGCAGCGGCGGCCACGAUUACGACGGCCUCUCCUACGUAUCGGACGUCCCUUUCGUCAUCGUCGACAUGUUUAAUCUCCGGUCAAUAAGCAUUGACAUAGAAAAUGAAAGCGUGUGGAUUCAAUCAGGGGCAACUCUUGGCGAACUUUAUUACAGAAUUGCAGAGCAGAGUAAGACUCAUGGCUUCCCCGCCGGUGUUUGCGCCACGGUUGGCGUCGGAGGGCACUUCAGCGGUGGCGGGUACGGCAACAUGAUGAGAAAAUAUGGUCUGUCGGUGGACAAUGUCGUCGAUGCCGAGAUAGUAGAUGCUAAUGGCAGGAUUCUGAAUAGAGAGUCCAUGGGGGAAGAGCUCUUCUGGGCAAUUCGAGGAGGCGGCGGUGCUAGUUUUGGUGUAAUUGUUUCGUGGAAGAUAAAGUUAGUUCCCGUUCCAGAAACCGUCACUGUUUUCAGAAUUGAAAAAACCCUGGAAGAAGGUGCAAGCGAGAUUGUUCAUCGAUGGCAAUACGUCGCCGACAAGAUGCACGAAGAUCUCUUCGUCAGGGUUGUGGUUUUACCGGCUACUAGAAACAAGGAGAGAACAAUCAAAGCGAAGUUCAUCUCUCUAUUUCUCGGAAAUGGCAAUAAGCUUUUCGCUCUUAUGGGCGAGAGAUUUCCCGAACUCGGUUUGCGGCGCGAAGACUGCAUUGAAAUGAGUUGGGUUGAAUCGGUCCUCCAUUGGUCUAAUUACGACAACGGAACAUCCGCCGAUGUUUUGCUCGACAGAAUACCUCAGUCACAGAGUUUCCUGAAGAAGAAAUCAGAUUAUGUGCAAGAACCAAUUUCAAAGACUGAUCUGGAAGGAAUAAUGAAGAAGAUGAUAGAAUUGCAGAAACCAGCAUUGACGCUGAAUCCAUACGGCGGAAGGAUGAGUGAGAUUUCGGAGUCGGAGACUCCAUUUCCUCACAGAGCAGGGAACAUAUACAAAAUCCAGUACUCAGUAACAUGGAAAGAAGAAGGUGAUGAGGCAUUAAACCGCAGUCUGAGCAUGAUCAGAAGGCUCUACGAUUACAUGACACCAUACGUAUCAAAAUCACCGAGGGCUUCGUAUCUAAAUUACAGAGAUAUCGAUCUGGGUAGCAAUGGAAAUGGGAAUGCGAGCUAUGAGGAGGCUAGCGUUUGGGGGAUUAAGUAUUUCAAGGGCAAUUUCAAGAGAUUGGUGAGCGUAAAGUCCAUGGUGGAUCCAGGCAAUUUCUUCAAAUAUGAACAAAGCAUUCCUGCUGUUACACCUAUUUUGCGGAAUAAAGUUUCAAGAUUGGAGAGAGCUUGGACUUUUUCAGUGCUGCUUGCAUGCGCUGAGUUUGCACUGUAGGAUCGCAGACAGGAGUUGCGGGAGGGGGAGGGGGGUGGGGACGAGAGCAUGAGUUUUGAACUUCCUCAGCGGAAGCCAAGACACUCCCCUCCCCUAACUUUGAGGAAGUUAUGAAAAUUAAAAUUUUACAUUUUAGAAUUGAAUAUUAUCGCCAAGUUUUUUUCUUUUGCGAUUUUUUAUGGCGCCUAUUUUCAAUUCAACUAUGGUGUAAAAAUUAUAAUUUGAAAAAUUAUUGGCAUACAUUUUAGAAUUGAAUAUUAUCGCCCAGUUUUUUUCUUUUGCGAUUUUUAUGGUGCCUAUUUUCAGUUCAACUAUCGUGUAAAAAUUAUAACUUGGAAAAUUAUUGGCAUUCGAAUUGAA
Messenger RNA from Malania oleifera, 2538 nucleotides. RefSeq names its product tetrahydroberberine oxidase-like. Gene Ontology annotation, molecular function: oxidoreductase activity; FAD binding. The coding region runs from base 478 to 2178 and encodes 566 amino acids. The record is from RefSeq and is a predicted model, not a curated record. Lineage: Eukaryota; Viridiplantae; Streptophyta; Magnoliopsida; Santalales; Ximeniaceae. The transcript is spliced from 2 exons.